AACAAAACAAAAAUUAUUUCUGCUAUCCAGAGGGACUUGAGUGAUUUGGACCUGGAGACUCUGGCUCCUUAUAUCCCUAUGGAUGGAGAGGACUUCCAGCUCAAUCCCAUUGUCACAGAGUCCAAGCCCCUGGAGGCAGCUCCAGCAGGAUCCAUGGGGAGCAACACCAGCCUGCCUCAAACUAACCAGACCACCCAACAGAGUUUCAACAAUGUGGCCAGCCUCUUCCAGCCCCUGUCCACCUCCUCCCAAUCCCCAGGCCACUACCAGCGUGCGGCAUCUUCAUCCUGGGCUGGAGGGGAGAAGAGAGUCUCCAGCCAGGGGAAUGCAGAUCCCCAUGGAAGGUCAUACAUGAUGGGGCAUCUGCACAAUCUCCCAUACCAGGCCCCAGCCAGCUCCCCGCUGUCCUCCAUGGGGGGCAGUCAGAAUCUGCAGUGGCCACCAGACCCGCUGUUGACUUACCAACAACAACCACGACCCACCAAAGCCUGUCUGAUGGACACGAUGUUGGAAGAACGGCCAUCCUGCAAGCAGAACAUGCCACAUGGCAUGCAGAAACAGAGGUCCAUCGACAACUUUGUACAAGCUUACAGAGACAUGAGUCCAGCCAGAGUGGCCAUGGCCAACAGUAUGAAGCGCUCCUUCAGCCAGAUGGCUGUGGGUGAGAGCAAGCUGCCAGAGUUCAUAUGGAAGAGGAUAAGGAGUGACAGUUGCAUGGAUCGUUCCCUCUGUGCAG
Molecule: messenger RNA, 736 nt
Organism: Neolamprologus brichardi
Lineage: Eukaryota; Metazoa; Chordata; Actinopteri; Cichliformes; Cichlidae
Source: RefSeq, a predicted model, not a curated record